Messenger RNA from Ruditapes philippinarum (Manila clam), 3530 nucleotides. RefSeq lists its product as uncharacterized. The coding region runs from base 206 to 2302 and encodes 698 amino acids. NCBI's taxonomy places the organism in Eukaryota, Metazoa, Mollusca, Bivalvia, Venerida, Veneridae. Gene Ontology annotation, molecular function: protein binding. The transcript is spliced from 2 exons. The record is from RefSeq and is a predicted model, not a curated record.
UAUAAUUUAUGGUUAACAGGUUUAAUCUGAUUGGGUAUUUAACAGUUAAAAGUUGUGACUACAAAACAUCAUUUUAGUUGUAAAAAAUAACAAUAAACUUGAAAGAAUUGAGUAGCAAUAAAGUUAUGUAUUUCAAAUAUAUCAAAUAUCAUAUGUGAUAUGUCAUAAAAGCGGGAAUAUUUGGUCAAGGUAAACAAAAACAAGAAUGUCGAGGAUACCAGACUACUCUCCUAAUUUAUCACUUAAAAUGUCUCAAGUGAUGCAUGGACUUGGUGUAAAUGAGAAGAUAGUGAUGAAAAGAAGAAGAUCAUGGCUACUGAAUGAAUCAAUAUUAACGUUAAUUCAACAACUUCUCGGUCAUGAUAGAAAUGGGUUCUUCUUUGGUAGUCAAAUAGAAGGUACAACAACUCUUGGAUUACGGUCUGACACGGAUUUUCUUGAAUCUUUAAACAAUAUUAAUGUGAUACCAGACUUGAAUGAAUGGGAAUAUUGUAAACAUAAUUUGUUGAUGAUACAAGAUAUUAAUGUCUCACCAGGAUAUUGUUUGUUACAAAUAUUACAAGAUGAUGCUCCACUACCACAAGAAGUCAAAGUUAAUGACCAUUCCUACAGAGACAGAAUGGGGAGAAUAUUGUUAAAAAAUACAUAUUCUUAUGGAUUGGGAAAUAGUGAAUUAAUAAUUAGGAACGGCCCGGCUCAUUCUGUACAAGAUGUCCCUGGGGCCAAAGAUAGUGAUUUAGUUAUUGCCUUUCCUUGUAAAUUAAGACCAGUUCAAGCAGCGCAUUGGUUAAAUCAACAUAGAGAAGAGCAUUGGCCUACAAAUGAUAUGAUACAGUACUGUAGUAACACGAAAUGUUUUGUUGUAGGCGUUGGUAAAACAGGAAGUGUAAAUGAAGCAUUUGAAUGGAGAAUAUCUACAUCAUUUGCAGAGAGAUGUUUAAUGUUUAAUCUUAACAUAACACAAAUCAGGUGUUAUGUUUUGAUGAAAAUGAUUUUGAAAACAUUUAUAAAUCAAAGAUUUCCCGACAGCAUUUCAAGUUUCAUGUGUAAAACAGUUUUGUUACAUUGCAUUUCAUGUACAAGAUCUGGUGCAUGGAACGAAAAAGCCCUCUUAACUUGUCUAUCAUUUUGUUUAUCAACACUUUACAACUGUGUUCAUCAAGAAUACUGUCCUCAUUUCUUCAUCACACAAAAUAACUUGAUGGGUGGGCGAUUUACACCGGAGACUAAGUCGUUAAUACUUGAAACUCUUCGAUAUGUAAUCGAAAGUAAUGGAAGGGCAUUGCUCGAAAUUGAAUGUGACUGCCUUGGCUUAUGUCUUCAGUCAAAUUUAAACGGUAUUGAACAUUUUGUACCACCUAUAAUUUCUGGGCAAUUACUAAGAGAAACAGCCCUUCAUAUAAGUUCAGAUUUCAAAGAUAUCUUAUGUGAAAUGAAUCAUUUAUCACAUCAACCCACGAUGCAAAAAAUUUUAACAAUUAUUUCAAAUUACCAUAAUGACAAUUUCACAAACAUAGAUAGAAAAGCUUACCGUUUGAUAACAUGGUAUUUAUGUAGUACACUUGGAUCUGUUCUAGCAUCUUUAAACAUUAACCAACAUGACCAUUUUACAUACAAUAAGGCACUUGAAUUCAUGGCAUUAGGAUUUAACUCCGAUGUAGCAUCUGGUAAACUGAAACUUGCAUCUUUCUUCUAUUGUGACGGAGAUAUUGAGAGGACUGAAAUGAUCUUGAACAAAACUGAGGAAUGUUAUGAUGUUAGUAUCGUUGAACCAGUAUGUGAGUGUUAUAAUUUCGAACAGGCAAAAAGAAGAGACAGAUUUGACAGGAACUGUUUUGAAUCAAAUGAAGAAUGCUCUCUGUUUAAAUAUAUAAUAGCAUCAUGUGUCCGGUUUAUACGAUGUGAAAUAAACUGUUGUCCAUUAGAACUUCAACAUGAAAUGUUUAGAUCAACACAGGAAGACUUUGCUUACAGAAGUGAAGAUGAUGAAUGGAUGGACAUGGCUGUUGUAGAUUCUCUCCCUUACCUCUAUUUCAUGCAGUACAAGACAUAUUCCCGUCUAGGAAGACAAGAUGAUAAACAGAGGGCCCUCUCUAAUAUUGCUAGAACAAUUGAUGUUGAACCAAAUCUCGGACAUAGGGAAACAGCACUCAAUCUUCUAGGACAUUGUAUGGAAGAAGAGAAUAAUGUAGAAAAUGCAUUGAAAUGUUAUGCGCGUUCCCUUCAGAUUAGAGGGAGAAAUAAUUCGGCAAAAGUCCAUAUUUGUAAGCUGUUAAACAAAUUGAUCAAUAACUUGUUGUAACUUAUUUUAGAACAAGAAUACCGCAAGGAAGAUACUUCAAAAUGCUUUCAGAUGUCCUUUAAUAUACAAAGUUGACACAAUUCUGCAAAGUGUCAAAUAUUUAGACUGUUAGCAUCCGUUUAUGAUUAGAACCAAAACAUAUAUGUUUAAGGGCAUACACGGCUUACCUAUAUAACAACAGCGUAGGUAUGGUUACGAUAAACUAUUCAUAACAAAGCAAAUGCUUUGAUUGCCUAAAAAGGACUUUACCUUCAACAGGAAAGAAACCUUUUGGAAAUACUUGACCAUUGUAAAAUAGUUCAUUUAUUUUUAUGUUUUGCAAACAAGAUAUCUUGUAAGAUAUUAGGAAUAUAUAACAAUACACAGAGAAACAAUAAACCUUUAAAUAGACAUGGAGGACAGAUUAAAAAAGCACCGAAUAUUCAUGUACAGUAUAUAUUAUGCAUUGUCAUUUUGAUACUCGCAAUGUUUGCCCAGUAAUUAUCUAGUAUGAGUCACUUGUUAUAUAGUUUUGAACAUUAUAAGUUUAAAUUGAAAUUAUCUAUCAGUGUUUAAUCUUGCAACACCAGAGUGUUUUGCUUAUGGUGGGGUAUUUUGCCAAUUAACUGUCAUCUCAAACACAAUGUAAUUUCAAGAGUGUCAUGUGUCAUAUCAGAUACGGUAACAUUUUUAACCGUGUGAAAGUAUAAACAUAAUACGUGUCUAUUUAGAUGAAUAACAAAACGUUUCAUUGUUGCAUUUCGAAUAAUAUUAGAUGAAUAUUUUCACUUUAUCAAGAAACUGGCAUUGUAACGGAUUUCUUACAAAAAAUAGUUCAAAACGUUACACAUAAUAGAUGAUUACUAAUAUUAUAUUAUAGUAUUUUGUACGAACAUGCUUUAGAUUUUCACAAUUUUAUCAAUUCAUAACUUGUGGAUGAAGGUGAUCACUUAACAGUGUUGAUUUUUCAGAUACAUCAUAAAACUGAAAGUUACUUUUGCCCCAGUCAAAAAUGAUCCAUUUUAUUUAUUUAAUAUAUUAUGUAUGUAUAUUUUUCUCUGGAUCUCUAAUAAAUAUAAUACAUAAACUGCUGCAUUUGUGUUUGUUUAAUGGAUUUGCCUUGCUUUAAAUAUUAAACAAUUCAUUUGAAACUAGAUGAAAUGCAAACAUAAUAGAGGUUGGUCAUUCACCACGGAUGUGCAGACUGGCCUGUCUUUACAUUCGUGGCAAAAGCUGACCACUUUCGAUU